AUGUUAAUGAUCGCUGUAUUUGGAGGCACCACACAGAUAUACAAAGACAAGACUGUUUGUCUGCCAAUUAAGGAUACUGUUGCUCGCAGCAACCUUUCAUAUGUUGAACCCAACUCAACCACGGCAGAUGCCUUUGAUGCCCUCAACGUAACUGACAUUGAUGGCAGGCUAAUUCACCCAAAAUUCAUUAGACUCUCACAUAGCGAAGCUGUGUACGCUGUCACUGAGGGGAAGACCAACUUGGACAUCCAGCAGUAUCGCUUCGUUAACCGGGCAUGCUAUUUCCAAGCGGUUCCCUGGUUUCCAAAAUACUUUUCCUACUUCAUUUUGCUCCACACAAUUGCCUUGAUGGUUUGCAGCAACUUCUGGUUCAGGUACCCCAAGACGAGCUCCAAAAUGGAACAUUUGAUCUUUAUCUUGGAGAAGUGUUUCGAGUCACCUUGGACCUCCGACGUCCUCUCUCUGGCAGUCACCGAGCACAGCAGCAACACCAACGUCAGGGUGCAGGAGAAGCGCAAGACCGCACCCGCCCAGUUCAAGCCUGUCUCUCCUGGUAUCAGGGACUCGAGCAGAGGCUUCACUCGGAAUAACCUGGUGAUACAGAGGCAGAACAAGCUGCUGGAUAAGAAGGAUUGGGAGCGAGCCAAAGCCCUAUUUGAGAAAGUAAAGAAAUUCAAGCUGCACGUGGAACAAGAGGACACCAUAUACAAACUCUAUGUCGGGCAGCUACUUUUAAAAACCCUGCAGUGUAUCAUCAUUUUGUGUUAUUUUGCUGUCUUUGUUGAAGUGGUGACGUUUGACAUUAUAUGCCGACCGGGCAUAGAAUCGGUGAUUGGUUAUGGGGUUUUCAUUUGUACUUUCAGCAUUGCCUUCUUGCUCAGGAAGCUGCUCCUGCUCUACCUGUGCCUAGUGGGUAUCUAUGCCUUGCUUUGCAUCCGCACCAUCUACUGGGUCCUCCGAACGCCGCUCAAGCAAUAUUCCUUCGAGAAACGAGAAAGCCAGUUAAGCGACAUUCCCAACGUGAAGAAUGAUUUUGCUUUCUUGUUGCAUCUGAUCGAUCAGUACGACCCUUUGUACUGUAAACACUUCUCCACCUUCCUGUCUGAGACCAGUGAGAAAAAGCUGAAGCUGUUAAGUUUGAACAGCGACUGGACGCCGGUGAAGGUGAGGCAGCAACUGAUCAGAGGCAGCAAGGACCAACUGGAACUUCACCUCUUCAUGCUGACAGGCAUCCCUGAAGCGGUCUACGAAGUUACUGAGAUACAGGCCUUGAAGAUGGAACUUUGCAAUGAUAUUAACAUAAGCACCAAGGUCACCCAGCUGGUCCAUCUGGAGGAACUGUCAAUCGUAAAUUGCAUCGUGACCAUCAAACCGGCCGCUUUAUUCUUCUUAAGCAACCAGUUACAUUCACUGUCUGUCACAUUUUCGAAUCACGAGGAGGUGCCUGAAUGGAUCGGAAAACUGACCAGAUUGAGAGCGCUUUACUUGACAGGAAACGUCAAUGCUGACGACAGAAGUCUAGAACUGGAAUUUUUAAAAGAACUUCGCUAUUUGAAAAUCCUUCAGAUCAACAGCAACCUCCUGAAAGUCCCCUUCAACGUGCUGUACGUCGCGCCCCACUUGGUUGAGCUGUCCAUUCUCAACAAUAAGAACAAGCUGGAGAUGCUCCACAAUUUGGGGAGUAUGCUCAAUCUGGCCCGCCUCGAUCUACAAAACUGUGAUCUGGAGACCAUCCCACCUGGCAUUUUUGGCCUCUCCAGCCUGCAAGAGCUGAACCUCCAGGGCAAUGAGCUGACCACGAUUGAAGAAAUUGAAAACCUGCAGCGCCUGCGCAAGCUGUUCUCCUUGAAUCUUAGUUCCAACAAAAUCAGAUCUAUUCCCGAUACCUUUAGUCUUAUCAGCAACCUUGAACGCUUUAACAUAUCAAACAAUCUGAUUGAAACAUUGCCAAAUAGUAUGUUCACUAUGCAGAAACUACAACAUUUGGACAUGAGCAAUAAUCACCUUGUUGUGAUUCUCCCGUCUAUAAAAUACCUCAAAAAUCUCAGGUACCUGGAUUUAAGCUCCAAUAGGUUGGAGAGUUUACCAGAUGAGCUGUUCCAGUGUAAGAAGAUCAAGACUCUGAAGCUAAACGAAAACUUACUCACAUCCCUUAGUGGGAAGAUCCAACAAUGUUCCCAGCUUUCAAGACUGGAACUCAAAGGAAAUCCACUGGACGAACUCCCAGUAGAGAUAACACAGUGUAGCAAAUUGAAACAAAGUGGUCUGAUAUUGGAUGAAUACAUGUUUGAGGCACUUCCUAUGCAAAUCAAAAUAAGUAUGAGUGCUAACCCCGAGCCUCCUCCCGAGGUCAGGCUAAUAAUACCCAACAAAAUGUCACUUUCUGACUUGGAACACCUGGUAUAA
This is a messenger RNA of Carcharodon carcharias (great white shark), 2406 nucleotides long. RefSeq names its product volume-regulated anion channel subunit LRRC8D-like. The record is from RefSeq and is a predicted model, not a curated record. Lineage: Eukaryota; Metazoa; Chordata; Chondrichthyes; Lamniformes; Lamnidae. Gene Ontology annotation, molecular function: protein binding. Bases 1 to 2406 code for a protein of 801 amino acids. The transcript has a single exon.